AAGGUUCUAUAAAAACUAAAUGUCACUCGACUGACUUUGCCACACGUUUUCGUGCGUGUGUGUGUGGAUCAGAUCGGUGGAAGAUGUCGGACGAGGAGCACCACUUUGAGUCAAGCGACGCUGGAGCUUCAAAGACCUAUCCCCAGCAAGCUGGUAACAUCCGUAAGGGUGGUCACAUCGUCAUCAAGGGCCGUCCCUGCAAGGUGGUUGAGGUUUCGACUUCCAAGACUGGAAAGCACGGUCACGCCAAGUGUCACUUUGUUGCUAUCGAUAUCUUCACUUCUAAGAAGCUCGAAGAUAUUGUUCCUUCUUCCCACAACUGUGAUGUUCCACAUGUGAACCGUACUGACUAUCAGUUGAUUGAUAUCUCUGAAGAUGGCUUUGUCAGCCUUCUUACUGACAAUGGUAGCACUAAGGAUGAUCUCAAGCUCCCAACUGAUGAAACUCUCCUCACACAGCUCAAGUCUGGAUUUGAAGAGGGAAAGGAUAUAGUUGUGUCUGUCAUGUCUGCAAUGGGAGAGGAGCAGAUGUGUGCCCUGAAGGAAGUUGCUCCCAAGUAACAAUAAUGAUAAAGUGUGCAUUCUCCUCUGCUCUACUAGUACAGAGGAUGAUACUAUCAUUAUCAUUUUGACAGAGUCAAAUGUUUUAUAAGGAAAAGUUUGGUCUUUUCUUCUUCUUAUUCUUCAUAAUAAUAAUUUAAAGCCCAAUGUUUCAUGCAAAGACACACCUUAUCUUAUCUUACUGAUUUGGUUUUUGUUGUGGAGAAGUUACUAUUACAGUUCCAAAGCUA
Messenger RNA from Raphanus sativus (radish), 790 nucleotides. RefSeq names its product eukaryotic translation initiation factor 5A-3. Bases 84 to 560 code for a protein of 158 amino acids. Gene Ontology annotation, biological process: positive regulation of translational elongation; positive regulation of translational termination. The record is from RefSeq and is a predicted model, not a curated record. Gene Ontology annotation, molecular function: translation elongation factor activity; RNA binding; ribosome binding. The transcript is spliced from 5 exons. NCBI's taxonomy places the organism in Eukaryota, Viridiplantae, Streptophyta, Magnoliopsida, Brassicales, Brassicaceae.